GAAAGUGGAACUUAAUUGCGGAUAAACAGGUACGGAAGACUUAAACCCGCUUUUAAAAGUAAAAGGAAUAAACACAAUACAACUAUGGCUACCGGUGGAUUUGAUGAUACACUUCUGGAAUGUGGUAGUGACGUCGUUGGUGGAAAGAUCGGGAGCAAGUGUGAACCUUGUCGUCGUCAGAACAGGUCAGAGGUGGCUUCGUUGUUCUGUAAUACAUGCAAUGUAUAUCUAUGCGAUGACUGUUGUGGUGUACACAAGGUGCAUAUGACAAACGUAGAUAAACAUGAUAUCGUGACUGCCGAUGAAGCCAGUGUCAAACCAGAUGUCGAUAUGAAGGGACUGGAUCAGUGUUUAGAACAUAAACGAGUGUUCAUGUUUCACUGUGAAGACCACGAAGAUUUGUGUUGUGAGAUCUGUGCCUUUUCUCGUCAUCGUAGAUGCGAUAAUAUCCACGAAAUAGCAAAGGUCGCUAAGAAUAUGAAAGAUGAUGAAAUGGAAAAGAUACGUGCAUCCAUUGUUACUGCCUCAGAUGUUAUAAUGAAAUGCAAAGAGGAUCAGUUGAACAACGUUUCGCGAGUUGAAGAAAUCGUAAAAGAAAUUGAUAUUUACAAGGAAGACAUAUUGAAGAAAAUUGAGGAAGCCAAGAAGCGAAUUGUCAGCGAAAUUACUAGCCAUAACACACAGGAAGACGAACGUAUUAAUACGAGGAGAAAUGCGGCUGAAAACCUAAAGAGAGAACUUGACACGCAUUUGGCAAUGUCAGAUAGCGUUCGCGAGAAUGGAACGGAAACGGAAAUAUUCAUUCUAAACCACCUUCUCAAGAGGACGCAAGAUAAGGCAUCACAAACACUGAACACUUUAUUGAAGAAUGAUUACACCGUCAAAGUGGGACUUAAAAUAAACGAAAACAUUUCAAAACUAAAAACUACUGAUAUCGCAUUAUUCUCAUUAAAUAAAACACAAGAGCCAAAAACACAAUCAUUAAAUGGAGACGAUUUAAUCAAGCCUGCAAAAAGCUCUACAUACGAGAAACAAACACACCAACAAAAGCCGGUGCGUCUGGAGCUGUUGAAAACCAUGGAGCUCGAGAAGACAGGAGACGAGAAGGAGGAGCCGUUUGUUACUGGGCUGGACUUCCUGCCGGACGGGAGGAUCGUCGCCGUUGAUAACAUGAACUGUAAAUGUUUUAUCUUGAGUGACCCAUUGAAGAGGUUGGACACAUUUUAUAAAUUUAAGACAUAUCCUAAGGACAUUACUUCUUACUCUGAUAUCAAUAUUGCAGUAACAUUAGAUAUUCGAACCAUCUGCCUGCUGACGGUGGGCAGUGACAACACGAUCACGCUGAUGAAGACGCUGACCACGCCCACCUACUACUUCUCCAUCUGUCCACUGAACGACCGCACGUUCGUAGUGAGCACCUGGGACGACCCGCGGCCUGCCAGGAUGAUUGACGUGGACGGCAAGGAGAGCGACUUUGACAACGUGAAGUUUCCUGGAAAGACGUAUAAGCUUGGUGAAAGUAGAUGUACCUACAUACAAACACGGGGUACUCUGGUCCUUACAGACAAACAUGCUCACACAGUUUACAUGUAUAAUACCGUAUCCGGCACGAGUAGCGAGGUGAAAUGUGACCGGAUACGGGCACCGAGAGGCGCCUGUGUGGGCCCAGAUGACUCCGUGUUUGUGUGCAGUGACAACACAAACUCCGUCAUCCAGAUAUCACCAGACGGGGAUAUAUUGGCGUUAUGUGACGUCGACAUGAAGUUUCCGUACGCCGUUGCCGUCUCCAGGGAUGGCUCGAGAAUGGCCGUGAUCAACAGUUCGGGAGGCGAGAGAAAACUGAAACUGUUUAAAAUAAUACGAUAAAAGUGUUUUUGUCAAGAUCAGAAAUAAAGUUAAGUUUAAAGUAUAAUUCAUCAUCAUAGUAAAUAUAACUUUCUGUUUGAACAUUAUAUGUGAAUAGUUAGUAAAUAAGAGUCUUGUAGUUAUACGAUGUAUUUUUAAAUAACAACCAUUAUUUGUCUUGUAUUGAUAUAUUUAUAAGGUGAAUAUGUUUCUUAGUAUAAUUUACUUAAAAAAGAUGAAACUCCCCUUGGACAGAAAAUCAUACUUAGGUACCAACACAAUUCCUAAGCUUCUUUAUGAAGCGCAUUUCAUAAUAUUGUAUUUACUGAGGCGUAAAAGAAACAUUAACAAAAAGAAACAUGUCCUCAAUAGAAAUAAAUAUCUUUAAACUGUGAGGUAUUAUUGUAUUGCAUGUGUAAGUAUACUACUAGUUUUAAAGUGCGAGUCGUUCAGGAUGCUGAUGUUGCUAAAAAUGUUAAUAAUAAUAAUGUAAUGUUGAAGAACAUCUUUUUUAUUAUUCAUUUAACAAUUUUGCACAGCACAGUAUCCUAAGCCUAUAUAAAUUAUAGACAUUUAAAGUAUAAGUUCCUGAUUUUA
Molecule: messenger RNA, 2442 nt
Organism: Mya arenaria
Lineage: Eukaryota; Metazoa; Mollusca; Bivalvia; Myida; Myidae
Exons: 2
Coding region: 85-1866 (593 amino acids)
Biological process (GO): positive regulation of DNA-templated transcription
Cellular component (GO): chromatin; nucleoplasm
Molecular function (GO): zinc ion binding; ubiquitin-protein transferase activity
Source: RefSeq, a predicted model, not a curated record